AUGCCAGCACGCAACUUCGACAACAAAACUUCUUCUAGGCCUGUUUCAUCACCAGCUACGACUCCUGAAGUGGUGAUUCCCAACGUUGAUUCAGCCGAUGGAUCAGUUGUUGUAGGUGAAGUAGGUGAAAACUCUGAUUCACCUGUUCUGCGGGGCAAGGAGGAAGAUUCGUCCAAUCAUGGAAGGCCAAUUAGUGAAGACACGUCUACAACAGCCGUUCAUUUCAGUACAAAUUGUAACAAUGAAUCUUCCAGUGAUAACCAGCCCAUAGCUAAGGGGACGGUUGUUGCUUCUUACAACGUGAGGAGGGCACCCCGAUUUGUGAGACGCACUCAGCCAAGUGAAAGCCAAGAUGAUCUAGGGCCUGGAGCCGUCUUCGGCGUUACUAUUCCGAUCCGUACCUCUAAUUUCAGACCGGACUAUCCAUCCAGACGUGCCGCUUUUCUUUACCACGUAGAGGACUACUACGGCGACGAUAUCAAACCUCGAUACGAGCCAGAAAGAAGCAACGGCGUGUCGGAGUUUGUAGUUGUUUUCCAGUUAGGUAGGACGGUAAACUUAGCAGCAACUAGGGACUAUCAUGAAUGGCAAGUACGCGAAUUGCGAGGUGAUCAGGUGGGCUUGCUGCCAUAUGACGGCAUUGCCCGGUUUCAUGAUAACUGGUCAUGGACAGCUACAUCCGGUAAACAACAAGCUGUAGAGAUCGCGAAUGCGCACAUGUAUGUUUCGCAAAUGUUGCGGAGGUUCCAGUCACGGCUUCGAAUUAUGUCUAAAUCAGGGCCCCCUGAAGUUUACGAUUGGUAUCUGCUCGCGAAAGUCUUACAUGUUCCACGAGUCUCCCUAAUGCAGACAAUCGGCACACUGGAUGAAGGUCUGCCUCGAUGGAUGUUAGUCGAAACGGCUAGAGACCCCACCAGUGCUCAAUAUGUUACACAUUCGUGUUACCGCGACACCUUGCCAGCUGCUGAUCGGUGGAAGGCAUUACUAUUUGCUUUCAUUCAUUAUGCUUACCAGGAGAGUGGCGGUGAUACUCUCAUUUCGCAAAUUGACUGUGACAAAUGGGGGGUGAUAUCAAAUGUUGUGACCUUUAAUAAAGCGUCAUAUUACUUGGAAAAUAGUGAUGGAUUGGACCAGCCUUUCUUUGAUUUUAGAGGAGGCCAUCCUUGCAACAAUGUGUGCCAACAGCUCGGCCUAGUAAGACUCAAAUUAUGA
Melampsora larici-populina 98AG31 is the source of this 1212-nucleotide messenger RNA. RefSeq lists its product as uncharacterized. The transcript is spliced from 4 exons. The record is from RefSeq and is a predicted model, not a curated record. Gene Ontology annotation, biological process: protein phosphorylation. Bases 1 to 1212 code for a protein of 403 amino acids. Lineage: Eukaryota; Fungi; Basidiomycota; Pucciniomycetes; Pucciniales; Melampsoraceae. Gene Ontology annotation, molecular function: protein serine/threonine kinase activity; ATP binding.